CAGCCGCGUCACUUUGCAGGCGGAGAUAAGCCUGUCUUCAUCUCUCUGUCUCAGCCCGUCUCAAUCAGUCCAUCCUUGUUUGGUCUUCCUCGUUCUGAUUAUUUUCUUAUCUGAGCCAACAUGCUAACAGCCAGGUCUCCGGCCAUUAGCGUGUGCGCGGAGAGCAUCAUCCCAGCCGGGCUGAGGUUUGGGCCGGUACCUGGGAAUUUUAAACUUGGCAAAUACAUGACGGACCGCAGAGAACCUGGAGUUAAGAAAAAGGUGCGACUGCUAAGGGGGGACUUUGUGGACGAAACUGGCAGUGCCGUUCCGGAGUGGAUAGGGUUAAUUCGUGCCGCAAGAAACGGUCAAGAACAGAACCUCGAAGCCAUAGCAGAUCAUCCCGGAGGACAGGUAUUUUAUAGAACACUAAGAGAAAUUCAAUUGGGAGAGGAGCUAGCGGUGUGGUACUCCAACUCACUGGCUCAGUGGUUCGACAUUCCAACUACUGCUACGCCAACUCACGAUGAAAAAGGAGAAGAAAGGUACAUCUGUUGGUACUGUUGGAGAAUAUUUAAGUAUCCCAAUACUCUGAAGGCGCACAUUCACUUUCAGUGCUCACUGACGAAUGGCCGAGGCUACCUAGCUAACGAGCCGAGCCGAAACACCGAAAGCUACAACCGAUCUCCCAAAUCAGCGGACAUAAACACAGCCGGUCAUUUAAGAAACGGCCAUAACCAGAACUCUGCAACUGUGGACCAUAGCAAGAGGACAGCAUCGUCAUCGCCGUUUUUAAGCAAAUCCGGAAUAAUUAAGAAAACGUCUGGACCAGAAGAACAGGACAGGGCAUUAGACAUGAGUGUGAGCUCCGCAAGAAACCCUAAUCAUCUCCUUGGUUUGGGCGGAGGUGCUUCGUCAGUUCUGAACACAAUGGGGUUCCAUCCUGGAAUCCGCUCAGCUUUUAAGCCUACGGGGCUAUCCAAGGUCCCUCCAUCGGACUUACCCAGAGACGACAAUAACGUCAAGCCGAAUGGUCUUGGAUUUAGUAAACUUCUGGGAAACAUUAAGACAUCGCGCUCAGUGACUGAUACCAUAGCGGGCAACCAUACAUCCAAAUGUGUCCACCCCAUUGAGGCCUCAUCGCCAGUUUUGCCCUGCAACAAUUCUAUCAGGGGCUUUCCUGUUUUUCCACAUUUUGAGGAGACGUCGGCAUUCAAACACGUUGAUAGCCGGCUGCCCCCGGGGCUGUCUCCGUCUCGCUACUCGCAGAUUUCAUCCGGUUUGCAUUUUGAGAGGUUCUCGAUUCCCCAGUUUGAUGGAGUCAAACCGUACAGUGGAGAAUGUAACAUCCCCAUUAUGCCCUUCACGGUCUAUAACGGGGAGCUGCUGUACAGUUCCCCAUACUACCCCCUUAAGUUUCACUUCAGCAAUUUAAUCAAGUACCCAGAUUCGGUGUCCUACUUUGGAACUCCAGCACUUAAUCCUGACCUGAGCUCAAUCACGAACAUAGACAGAGAGAUCGCCAUGCACACACAGCAACUGUCUGAAAUUGCAGUUGAGAAAAACCGGGCACGACUCGAUGCUAUGCCCAGCGCAACCUCAAGCUCCGGCAAGCCCAAAAAGGGGCACCUCUGUCUGUAUUGCGGAAAACUGUACUCUCGCAAAUACGGCUUGAAAAUACACAUGCGAACUCAUACUGGUUACAAGCCUUUAAAGUGCAAAGUGUGCUUCCGGCCCUUUGGGGAUCCCAGCAACCUUAACAAACAUAUCCGCCUCCAUGCGGAAGGAAACACCCCGUAUCGCUGUGAAUUCUGCGGCAAAGUCUUAGUUCGUCGGAGAGACCUCGAGCGGCAUGUGAAAUCUAGACACCCGGGGCAGUCCAUUAAAAAGAUGGACGAUAAAAUGGAAAACAUUUUUCAAGAUCAGGAACAAAAAAGCGACAACAGCAACGACAGCGAUGUUGAUGUUUGUUACACCGACGAUCAAAGUGAUCAGGAAUCAAGCAAGAACAAUGGACAUUAGAUAAAUAAAUGACUUCCAGGUUAUACUUGACAAUUAUUUAUAGACUCGAUGUAAUGAAAUGAAAGCAUUAUUUAUGUGUUUAAGCAAAGGAGAACCCCGAAGCUGUAAAGAAAGAGUUGGGAAAGUGCCUCUGCAACAAUUAAUUACGCUAAAAUAUCUUAUUUUUGAUUGUAUUAUAUAUUUAUAAACUCGAAUUUUAUUAAAACAGUGGUAUAUGU
Messenger RNA from Erpetoichthys calabaricus (reedfish), 2219 nucleotides. RefSeq names its product PR domain containing 13 (gene prdm13). Bases 121 to 2001 code for a protein of 626 amino acids. Gene Ontology annotation, molecular function: protein binding. Lineage: Eukaryota; Metazoa; Chordata; Cladistia; Polypteriformes; Polypteridae. The record is from RefSeq and is a predicted model, not a curated record. The transcript has 4 exons. Gene Ontology annotation, cellular component: nucleus.